AUAAUAAUCCUAGCAUUGAAUUCAACUUACAUCUGGGGGAUGUGGUUGAGGCUAAUAAGUCCGGUAAUUUAAGAAAAGCGAUUAUGGUUUUCCGUAAAGUGGCCGGGAAUAGAUUCAUUAACAAAGCAGAGUUAAGAAGUUUAAUCGAGGAGAAA
Messenger RNA from Racocetra persica, 155 nucleotides. The record is from the annotation of a GenBank genome assembly. NCBI's taxonomy places the organism in Eukaryota, Fungi, Glomeromycota, Glomeromycetes, Diversisporales, Gigasporaceae.